AUGACGCUAGGCCCGGUGGUUACGGGCACGUCGGUUAUUGCCCUCAAGUACAAGAAUGGCAUUAUGAUAGCUGCCGACAAGAAGGCGAGUUACGGGAGCUACGCCAAGUUCCAGAACGUGGAGCGCAUUUUUAAAAUCAACAACAAGACGGUGAUGAGUUUCAGCGGAGAGCUGGCGGACGCGCAGUACCUACACGAGGUGCUCACCCGAGUGAACGUAAACAAUGUCAUGGACAAGAAGAGCAAGUACGACUUGCAUAACACCAAGUACUAUCAUGCUUAUGUGAGUAGGCUCUUUUAUAACCGAAAGAAUAAAAUCGACCCGCUUUUCAAUACAAUUAUCGUUGCGGGGGUGAACUCACAAGAGUACGAUGAUAAUGAUAAGGACGUGUUGCUCUACUCAGACAAACACACCAGUGAUGAGUACAAGGAAAUUAAUAAAGAAGAUUUAUACAUUGGUUUCGUGGAUAUGCAUGGAACUCAGUUUUCAGCUGAUUAUAUGACAACGGGGUACGCUCGUUACUUUGCUCUAACCCUGCUUAGGGAUCACUACAAGGAUUACAUGACAGAGGAGGAAGCGAAGACUUUAUUGAAUGAGUGCUUGCGUGUGCUUUACUACCGGGACGCCACAGCGUCGAACAAAAUUCAGAUCGUGAAGAUUACCAGCAAGGGUGUGGAGUAUGAGGAGCCGUACUUCCUCUCCUGCGACAUGAACUCGCGCGAUUAUGUGUACCCCUCGAUUAUGUUGCCCUCCACGGGCUGCAUGUGGUAA
Messenger RNA from Plasmodium fragile, 771 nucleotides. RefSeq lists its product as uncharacterized. Bases 1 to 771 code for a protein of 256 amino acids. The transcript has 2 exons. The record is from RefSeq and is a predicted model, not a curated record. Lineage: Eukaryota; Apicomplexa; Aconoidasida; Haemosporida; Plasmodiidae. Gene Ontology annotation, cellular component: proteasome core complex.